This is a messenger RNA of Nerophis lumbriciformis (worm pipefish), 3813 nucleotides long. The record is from RefSeq and is a predicted model, not a curated record. NCBI's taxonomy places the organism in Eukaryota, Metazoa, Chordata, Actinopteri, Syngnathiformes, Syngnathidae.
AUGAAGCUGACGGGGAUAUUUUUGUUACUGAUGCUUUGGAUCUGUGAUGGUGCCAGAAUAGCAGAGAGCGGUGAGGAUAAUAGCGUUUACGACUUGUUUGAGCUGAUCCAAGUGCCCAAGAAAAACCACGGAGUGAACCAGGUGAAAGGAGACGACCCCUACAGCCCCGCCUACAAGAUCCUCAACCCGGACCUGAUCCCCCCGGUCCCCGAGCGCGCCCUCCGGGACCUGAUCGACUCCAUCCACGCCGAGAGGGGCUUCCUCUUGCUGCUCAACUUCAAGCAAGCCAAACGCACCCGGGGUAGCCUUUUGACCGUGGAAAAAAAGGACGGUUCCGGCCCGGUGUUUGAGAUCGUCUCCAAUGGAAAGGCGAACACUUUGGACAUUGUUUUCUCCACCGAGAAGAAGCAGCAUUUGGUCUCCAUUGAAGAUGCAGAUCUGGCCACGGGAUACUGGAAGAACAUCACGCUGUUCGUGCAGGAGGACCGGGCCCAGUUGUAUGCAGGAUGCGAGGAGGUCAACAGCGCCGAGCUGGACGCGUCGAUCCAAAGCAUCCUGACCCAGGAGACGCCUGCCAGUGCGCAGCUUAGAAUCGGGAAAGGAGCCGUGAAGGACAGGUUCAUGGGGGUCCUUCAAAACGUACGCUUUGUUUUUGGAACAAGUUUGGAUGCCAUCCUGCGCAACAAAGGAUGUCAGAACUCGCCAGAUUCAAUGAUCAUGGAGAAUCUUAAUGGCUCCUCAGCCAUCCGGACAGAGUACACUGGUCAUAAAACUAAAGAUCUUCAGAUGGUCUGUGGCUUCUCCUGCGAGGACCUUGUCAGUAUGUUCAAGGAGCUCAAAGGUCUCGGUGUUGUGGUCAAGGAACUGUCCAUUGAGCUCCGAAAGCUGACGAACGAAAAUAAGCUGAUCAAGACUCGUAUCGGGAUCCACGGUGGUGUUUGCAUCCACAAUGGCAUCGUACACAAGAACAGAGACGAGUGGACCGUUGAUGACUGUACCGAGUGCACUUGUCAGAAUUCUGCAACAGUGUGUCGCAAGAUCUCCUGUCCCCUGAUUCCCUGUGCAAACGCAACUGUACCAGACGGAGAGUGUUGCCCGCGCUGUGGAACACCGAGCGACUAUGCAGAGGACGGCUGGUCUCCGUGGUCUGAAUGGACCCAUUGUUCCGUGUCAUGUGGGCGGGGCAUCCAGCAGCGUGGACGCUCUUGCGACCGCAUCAAUAACAACUGCGAGGGCACCUCUGUGCAAACCCGUGACUGUUAUCUCCAGGAGUGCGACAAGCGCUUCAAGCAGGAUGGCAGCUGGAGCUAUUGGUCACCGUGGUCUUCAUGUUCGGUUACCUGCGGAGCCGGCGUCAUCACUAGAAUCCGUCUUUGCAAUUCCCCAACACCCCAGCUUGGAGGCAAAGACUGUGUGGGAGAAGGUCGCCAAACAGAAAAAUGUCAAAAGUCUCCAUGCCCCAUCAAUGGCAACUGGGGACCCUGGUCACCGUGGGAUACAUGCACUGUUACAUGUGGAGGCGGUGUUCAAACUCGUAAACGCCUGUGCAAUGACCCUGCACCAAAAUACAAUGGUAAAGAGUGUGUUGGUGAGGGCAAAGAAACACAGAUGUGCAACAAGAAAACAUGUCCGAUUGACGGCUGCCUAUCAAACCCCUGUUUCGCUGGGGUCAAGUGUACCAGUUUUCCCGAUGGUUCCUGGAAGUGCGAAAAGUGCCCUGUUGGUUAUACUGGUAAUGGCAUCAAAUGUAAAGACCUGGAUGAGUGCAAAGAGGUCCCAGAUGCUUGCUUCGAGUUUAAUGGUGUUCAUCGCUGUGAGAACACAGAUCCUGGCUACAACUGUCUUCCUUGCCCACCUCGUUAUUCAGGACCUCAACCGUUUGGUAAAGGUGUGGAGCAGGCUGCUGCUACAAAACAGGUGUGCUCACCCCGAAAUCCUUGCCUGGAUGGAAGCCAUAACUGCAAUAAGCACGCACGCUGCAACUACCUUGGCCAUUUUUCGGAACCCAUGUUCCGAUGUGAGUGUAAGCCAGGAUAUGCCGGUAAUGGACACAUCUGUGGAGAGGACACUGAUCUGGAUGGCUGGCCCAAUGCUGACUUGGUUUGCGUAGAGAAUGCCACCUACCACUGCAAAAAAGACAACUGCCCCAAUCUCCCCAACUCUGGACAAGAAGAUUAUGAUAAGGACGGCAUCGGAGAUGCUUGUGACAUCGAUGAUGACAAUGAUGGCAUUCCUGAUGACAGAGACAACUGUCCGUUUAUCUUCAACCCCAGGCAGUACGACUAUGACCGCGAUGACGUAGGCGAUCGCUGUGACAACUGCCCUUAUAAUAGCAACCCUGACCAAACAGACACGGACAACAAUGGAGAGGGAGAUGCCUGCGCUGUGGACAUAGACGGAGAUGGCAUACUAAAUGAGAAGGACAACUGUCCCUACAUGUACAAUGUGGACCAAAGAGACACAGAUUUGGACGGGGUGGGAGACAUGUGUGAUAACUGCCCUCUGGAACAUAAUCCAGAUCAGGUGGAUUCAGAUGAUGAUCGUGUUGGAGACAAGUGUGACAGCAAUCAGGAUAUUGAUGAAGAUGGACACCAGAACAACCUGGACAACUGCCCUUACAUCCCUAAUGCCAAUCAGGCUGAUCACGACAAGGACGGCAAAGGAGAUGCAUGUGACCACGAUGAUGACAAUGACGGCAUCCCAGAUGAAAAGGACAAUUGCAGACUCGCACAUAAUCCUGACCAAAUUGACUCUGAUGGUGAUGGUCGUGGAGACGCAUGCAAAGAUGACUUUGACCAAGACAAUGUACCUGACAUUUAUGAUGUGUGUCCUGAGAACUUCGACAUUAGCGAGACAGACUUCCGAAAAUUCCAAAUGGUUCCUCUAGACCCGAAAGGAACUUCCCAGAUUGAUCCAAACUGGGUGGUUCGUCACCAGGGUAAAGAGCUCGUUCAAACCGUCAACUGUGACCCUGGAAUUGCCGUUGGAUACCAUGAGUUUAAUUCCGUUGACUUCAGUGGUACCUUCUUCAUCAACACCGAGAGGGAUGACGACUAUGCCGGCUUUGUAUUUGGUUACCAAUCGAGCUCCAGGUUCUAUGUGGUGAUGUGGAAGCAGAUCACACAAACCUACUGGUCUAACAAACCCACAAAAGCCCAGGGCUACUCUGGCCUGUCGAUCAAAGUGGUAAAUUCCACAACUGGCCCGGGAGAACACCUCAGGAAUGCCCUGUGGCAUACCGGGAAUACUGCAGGACAGGUCCGCACUCUUUGGCAUGACCCUAAGAAUGUCGGAUGGAAAGAUUACACUGCGUACAGAUGGCAUCUGAUCCACAGACCAAGAACAGGGCUUAUCAGAGUUGUGAUGUACGAAGGAAAGAAGAUCAUGGCAGAUUCUGGUAGCAUCUAUGACAAAACAUAUGCAGGAGGCAGGCUAGGUCUUUUCGUCUUCUCCCAGGAGAUGGUUUACUUCUCAGACCUCAAAUAUGAGUGCAGAGGGUAUCCACCCUGCACUGUGGUGUGGGUGGCUGGUGGGUUGCUGUUGGCGUUCCCGCGAUUCGCCAUGCCGGUUGGAGGGCUGCAGCUGUGUCUUGUGGGCCGGGAGGGCGUGGUGGUUGGUGGUGCGUCCCCUUAUCCCAUCCCUGAAGGACGGUUGAUGGGGGCACGGGUGGCCCAGGGGACCACCCUGGAUCCCUGGGGGGUAACAAUGCCCCCCCGGAUUGGCUGGGGAAGGGCCAUGGCCCUGGGGCGGCACCCACGCAGCAUCUCCACUCGUCUACGGGACUAUCACAUGUUAGAUGGGACUCACGCAUGA